GCCAUUCUGCCAGUACAUCGCCAGUGACUUCUCGUUCCUACGGUAUCCUUUUCCGAGUGGUGUGCUAGGACUCAUUCCUCGGGCUGCUAGCUAUAGCUAGCGUGCAGCUAUCUGAUGCUCUUGUGUCUCAUUCAUGGGCCGCUAUGCACAUCGUUGACUUCUGGUGGUCAUUCGGGCUGCCGCCCGCGCUGUCAAACACGAUUUCAGGAUGACGCGUCUUCGACAUCUUACGAUGUUCAGGGCCAAGGGUUGGCUCCUCUUGUUCCCUACUCCCAUCUCUCGCUGCGCGGCUCACUACCUCCGAGCACCCCGCGCGCGCAUCGGUUUCCUUCGACGCGCCUUCCCACGAGUCUCGCAUCCUGAACACUCUCGUAUUUGUCAAAGACUCGUAUCCUUUCCUCCGCACGGCCGUCCGUUCCUUCAAACCUUAUCUAGAAACCCGGUUUCUGUCGGCGAGCAUCCCGGCGACGCGCCGGCGAGGUCAUUAAUGCCGCGCUCGGCAUCACUGCACGAGGCUAUCGGCCAACUCCGAGAGGCAGACGAGCUCGACAGCGCCGGCCACCGCUGAGUAAUUUUGUAGGAUAUCCCUCUUAGAUCUGAGGACCCUCUGGAGGGUGCUUUCCGAGGGUAAAUGGUUGUCUUUCCAUUGUAGUCACAUGACCAUUGUGUCUACCGGUGGACACAAUGUCCUAUGGGUCAGUGACGGUCCUGCUAGCUAAGAGGGCUGACUGUGUCGUAUUGGAGUCAGUAGCCUGGUAUCUUACACCCCUACACCGGGCCACUACGCUGGAAACAGGCUGUACUGUGGCAAACGGAGGAGGUGCCACAAGCUCGGCGGCUUCGGCAACUGGAGGCGGGAUUGAUGGCGCAUCACCGUCUCUCGGGCACACGGCCGGAGAGACGCCGAUAGAAACCCAGCCUCGUGUAAAGAAGUUGUGCG
Schizophyllum commune H4-8 is the source of this 940-nucleotide messenger RNA. RefSeq lists its product as uncharacterized. The coding region runs from base 209 to 568 and encodes 119 amino acids. The transcript is spliced from 3 exons. NCBI's taxonomy places the organism in Eukaryota, Fungi, Basidiomycota, Agaricomycetes, Agaricales, Schizophyllaceae. The record is from RefSeq and is a predicted model, not a curated record.